AUGACAUGUACAUGGGACACGAACCCUGAUACGAGGCCUUCUUUUUCAACAAUUGUGCAGAAAUUGCAAUAUUGCUACGACGAUCCUAAUACAUCCAGUUACAAACUGCCUACAUUCACUCAUUCCUUAUCCAGCAAGUGUAAUUUAGUAUGUCUAAGCGAUGUUGAGAAAGGCCACUUACGAGAAGCAAGAAAAAAAAGUUCGACAUCUUCGAUUUAUUCGCUUUCCAGUCUGGAUUCGUUGAAUUUCAACGAAGACGGUCGCCUGCCUUACGAUAACGAAACCAGCAUCGCAAAAGGCGACGUGGUCAAACUACCCAACGGUUGUACUGGUGACAUGAUCAGUUGCCUUGACUCAAAACCCAACACCAACGAAAGCAUUGACAAUCCGAACUGCAGAGGUUUGCUCGUAGACAUCAACACAAGCGAUGAGCCGAGGAAUCCUUACAAAAACGCCGAGGUUAACGGAAUGACUUACAGUGGCACCUCUAUCAAAAGCAAAUCCAAUGAUUACAGCCGCGAUUUGACCAGUGAUCAGGAUAACUCUAAGAAUCGAAACCACACAAAAUGCGACGAUCACUUGCCACUGCACCAUAAUUUACUUCAUCGUCAUCACAGCCAACCGAAUUCAAACCACUAUCAAAACCAUUACACUCACUUUACUAAACGCCAUCAGUCUCUCCGCCAACAGCAUCAGAAAUCAGAAAAUACACAUAUCGACGGGAAAUCGAAAGCAAAUUUCCACUCUGGAGAUCCGCACUAUGACGCAGUACCUCAGAAUCACACCUACGAUUCGAUUCUCCAUCCAUCACCAUCUAAAGUUCCGUUACUGUCAUCGCCAGUUUCCGAAGAUACUCCGGAAGAAGAAAUCGAGUUCUACAGUUACCAGCAAUCGAAGUGUCAGGACGAGACUGAGGACAACACCCCAGCGAAUGGAAGCUUGCAUAGCUCUAUAAUAUAUGCAUCUCUCUCUCUCACUCGCUCUCUCUCUCUCUCUCUCUCUCAGUCUCUACCUAUUCAUCUAUCUACUUAUCUAUCUCAGUCUGUUCAUAUCUAUCUAUCUAUCCAUCUAUCUAUUUAUGUAUGUAUCUAUCUCACUAUCUUUCUCUCUAUAUAUAUCUAUCUAUAUAAGUCUGUUCAUAUGACAUCUAUCUAUCUAUCUCAGUCUGUUCAUUUCCUAUCUAUCUAUCUAUCUAUCUAUCUAUCUAUCUAUAUAUAUAUAUAUAUAUAUAUAUAUAUAUAUACUAGUCUGUUCCUUUCGUAUCUAUCUAUCUAUCUAUCUAUCUAUCUAUCUAUCUAUCUAUCUAUCUAUCUAUCUAUCCCAGUCUGUUCCUUUCCUAUCUAUCUAUCUAUCUAUCUAUCUAUCUAUCUAUCUCUAAGCCGCCUUUGCCCGAACUAUUCAAUAUCUAUCUAUCGAUCGAUCGAUCUCAGUUUGUCUAUUAUCUAUUUAUCUAUGUAUCUAUCUCAUUAUGUUCCUCUGUAUCUAUCCCAGUCUGUUAAUUUUCCAUCUUUAUUUCUCUCUCUCUCUCUCUCUCAAUAUACAGUGUAA
Acanthosepion pharaonis is the source of this 1548-nucleotide messenger RNA. The record is from the annotation of a GenBank genome assembly. Lineage: Eukaryota; Metazoa; Mollusca; Cephalopoda; Sepiida; Sepiidae.